Messenger RNA from Saccharomyces cerevisiae S288C, 1131 nucleotides. RefSeq lists its product as uncharacterized. Gene Ontology annotation, molecular function: oxidoreductase activity, acting on NAD(P)H; oxidoreductase activity. The record is from RefSeq and is marked reviewed. Lineage: Eukaryota; Fungi; Ascomycota; Saccharomycetes; Saccharomycetales; Saccharomycetaceae. Bases 1 to 1131 code for a protein of 376 amino acids. The transcript has a single exon.
AUGCAAGUUGCAAUUCCAGAAACCAUGAAGGCUGUCGUCAUUGAAGACGGUAAAGCGGUUGUUAAAGAGGGCAUUCCCAUUCCUGAAUUGGAAGAAGGAUUCGUAUUGAUUAAGACACUCGCUGUUGCUGGUAACCCCACUGAUUGGGCACACAUUGACUACAAGAUCGGGCCUCAAGGAUCUAUUCUGGGAUGUGAUGCUGCUGGCCAAAUUGUCAAAUUGGGCCCAGCUGUCAAUCCUAAAGACUUUUCUAUCGGUGAUUAUAUUUAUGGGUUCAUUCACGGAUCUUCCGUAAGGUUUCCUUCCAAUGGUGCUUUUGCUGAAUAUUCUGCUAUUUCAACUGUGGUUGCCUACAAAUCACCCAAUGAACUCAAAUUUUUGGGUGAGGAUGUUCUACCUGCCGGCCCUGUCAGGUCUUUGGAAGGUGUAGCCACUAUCCCAGUGUCACUGACCACAGCCGGCUUGGUGUUGACCUAUAACUUGGGCUUGGACCUGAAGUGGGAGCCAUCAACCCCACAAAGAAAAGGCCCCAUCUUAUUAUGGGGCGGUGCAACUGCAGUAGGUCAGUCGCUCAUCCAAUUAGCCAAUAAAUUGAAUGGCUUCACCAAGAUCAUUGUUGUGGCUUCUCGGAAGCACGAAAAACUUUUGAAAGAAUAUGGUGCUGAUGAAUUAUUUGAUUAUCAUGAUAUUGACGUGGUAGAACAAAUUAAACACAAGUACAACAAUAUCUCGUAUUUAGUCGACUGUGUCGCGAAUCAAGAUACGCUUCAACAAGUGUACAAAUGUGCGGCCGAUAAACAGGAUGCUACAAUUGUUGAAUUAAAAAAUUUGACAGAAGAAAACGUCAAAAAAGAGAACAGGAGACAAAACGUUACUAUUGACAUAAUAAGGCUAUAUUCAAUAGGUGGCCAUGAAGUACCAUUUGGAAACAUUACUUUACCAGCCGACUCAGAAGCUAGGAAAGCUGCAAUAAAAUUUAUCAAAUUCAUCAAUCCAAAGAUUAAUGAUGGACAAAUUCGCCAUAUUCCAGUAAGGGUCUAUAAGAACGGGCUUUGUGAUGUUCCUCAUAUCCUAAAAGACAUCAAAUAUGGUAAGAACUCUGGUGAAAAACUCGUUGCCGUAUUAAACUAG